AUGGAAGGUAUGGAGCUGUCGCCAAAAAACACCACACUGGACACGAGUGUUUAUGUUAAAGAGUACAACGCAGAAUUCAACAAGAAAAUUCUGCCGGUGAGCAUAGUUUUCGGACUAACGGCCAGUGUGGGAUUGAUUGCCAAUGCCCUCGUGAUUUACAUCUACGGUUUCCGCUACAAGCGCUGCAACUUCAAGUAUUUCCUCUUCACGCUCGGACUGAUUGGCCUGCUGCAGUGCACCAUCAUGCUCCCGACGCAGAUAGGAGAGAUGCACUACUGGUUCAACUUUCCUACCUCGUGGCUUUGUCGCACCUCUGCCUACGUUUUCGGUUAUACAAUCAUUCACUGCUACUCCAUUCUGUUCCUAAUUGCUUUGGACCGAUUCCGCAAGGUGUGCCGGCCAUACGACUGGCAGAUCCAGGCCAACACGGCUAGGAAUUUAAGUAUUAUCACUUCGAUUGCAUCGUUAAUUCUAGCAACGACGCCUGGCGUGGUGAGUGGUCACCAUUCUUUCCAGACAUCGUACAAAGACGUGAAUAUUACUGUGACAGUUUGCGCAACGGAUGACAUGCAUAACAACAGAGAAUGGGCCGUGUAUUUCCUGCUUUUAUUGGGUGGACUACCAGUCUCUGUCAUCAUUCUUGUCACGUGUACCAUAUAUGCAUUGAUCUUAAUGCGGUUCUACCGUCAAGGCUCUCGAACAGCGCAGUCUAGCUUAAACAAUAGUUCACUCGCUCGUUCUUCAUCUGAUGAAUUGUCCAAAGUGAAGACGGACGAUCAAAAUAAUAUCACGGACACAGAUAACAAAGAGAUUGUAUCAGUUCAAAAUGGCGACAAUAAUUCGUCUAUGAAUUCCACGUUUAAAAAUAUUAUGUGUGUAGUGUUUCCGGUAAGCAGACAAAUUAAUAUUAAAGCCAAUCGCCCUGGCAAUCUUCGUAAAACUUCAUCAAAGCUUGCAGUUAGAGAAAAAUUAUUGCGAAAAACAUGUAUAGUUCUCAUCAUCACGAUAACGUGUAUCAUUGCGUUGAUAAUCACAUUUUGUCUACAUAUGGUCUCCGAGUCGAUCAACUACCACGCGCUUGAGGUUCACGGAGUGAUUUUGAACGCGUUUGUGAUAUUUCACCGAGGGAGCUUUUCCAUGAUAUGUGCCCUGUUUCCAAUUAUCUACGGCGUUCGUGAUAACAGUUUCCGGAACAUCGUCCGGGAAAUGCUCGUCAAGUACAAGGGGUCCAAUCAGAAGCAAGAGCUUGAAACGUGUGCAUGA
Dreissena polymorpha is the source of this 1263-nucleotide messenger RNA. Its product is annotated as cholecystokinin receptor type A-like. Gene Ontology annotation, molecular function: G protein-coupled peptide receptor activity. The record is from RefSeq and is a predicted model, not a curated record. Gene Ontology annotation, biological process: neuropeptide signaling pathway. Lineage: Eukaryota; Metazoa; Mollusca; Bivalvia; Myida; Dreissenidae. Bases 1 to 1263 code for a protein of 420 amino acids. The transcript has a single exon. Gene Ontology annotation, cellular component: membrane.